Molecule: messenger RNA, 2867 nt
Organism: Dendroctonus ponderosae (mountain pine beetle)
Lineage: Eukaryota; Metazoa; Arthropoda; Insecta; Coleoptera; Curculionidae
Biological process (GO): sensory perception of smell; detection of chemical stimulus involved in sensory perception of smell
Cellular component (GO): plasma membrane
Molecular function (GO): olfactory receptor activity; odorant binding
Source: RefSeq, a predicted model, not a curated record
ACAUCAAAGAACUUCUACCAGGAAAACGCAUUUUUCUUUGAAAUUAUUUAUGUAAUCAAUAUGUUUAUUAUGUGCUAUUGUGGACAGAGAUUAGAAUAUAAGAUGAAAACGGUAGGAGAUUUCUUGUAUUCAACUCAUUGGUACAAUUUGAACCCAAAAUUACAGAGCUUAAUUCCUCUGGUUAUACUAAACUCUCAGAAAACUAUUCGGAUGGAUGCUGUGCCAAUUGGUUACCUCAAUUAUGAACUAUUUGUUACACUUCUCAAAACAACAUUCUCAUACUUCAGCGUGUUGACUCAGCUUACUUAAAGUUGAUUGAAGUUGAAGUAUUAUUAAUAGGCGACUUAUUUUGGACGACGAUUAUAAUUGGUAAUUGUUACUUCGUUCUAAUAUAUAUAAUACUGCACUAAUUCUAGAAAUAGUAUUUUUAUGAACACUAUAUCUAUAAGUAGUAAAAAUUACUAAAUAAUUGCCUGAAGCCGACAGACUGCGUAAACUUAUAUAUAACAUAUAUAAAAUUGCUGCUAACUGCAUGAAAAUCCCAACCCGAUCAGAAUCGCUAGAAGAGUACGAAAGGGUGAUACUAUGUCACCCAAACUGUUUACCCCUGUUCUGGACUACGUCUUCGGGAUGCUCGAAUGCAGAGGAAAGGGUUUAAAUAUAUGUAGAUGGUCUGAACCUAGCAAAUCUGCGUUUCGCGGAUGAUGUAGUUUUGCUUUUCGACAACCUACAAGAUAUCAGGAAAAUGCUAGAAAACCUUAGAAAAGAAAACCAGAAGGUGCGAGGGCGUCCGAUAAGCCUUUUCGCCCAACAACGCCGCUAUCACAAGAAAAAAUUACUAUCGUGCAGUUCGGAAUCGUAGUUUUGUUUUGACCACGUGUGGAAAAAUGGAAAAAGAGCAAUAUCGUCAUUGACUCGAUUCUUGUUUGAUAUGUAAGUAGUAAAAAUUACUAAAUAAUUGCCUGAAGCCGACAGACGAUCCAUUUUCUGUCGGUGUUUUGACGAAACUGCAAAGGAAUUUGCCGCGGAUCAGGCUCGGCUCGUUAGGUCUGGACGAACCACUAGACAUACUGUCGUGCGGGGAAACCCCAGUAUUACAUUCUGCUAAUGAAAACUAAUUAAAAAAAGACGUGCACAGCGGGAGCGCGCGUAUCGUACAGUAAAUAAGCCUGCACAGUGGGAGUCAGAGAAUCAGUCCCGUUUUUUCUCCAAGUUCAAGUUACAUUCUUUAUGAUCAGGUUGUGUUUCUGGAGGGCGCUUCGGUUUACUUUAAGUGAACAGAACCCGGCUGCUUGUAACUUUUAAUUACCGGCAAAAGUGAAUUAGAUUUUCGCCGUUUUGUGUGCGGAUAUUUGCCUUGUCUAACCAAACAACGGUUUGCUACAGAAAAACUAUAUUUAACGAGUGCCAAGUGGUUUCCAAAAUUAAAGGUAAGUCUUAUUUGACGAACCGAAUUGGCAUUUCGCGAUUAUUUGGGAACAAUUAGUGAUUGUUUGGUAUUGGUGGUUUGAUUGUGAAUUGUACACUAUUUUAUCCCCGUUUUUCUUCCAUCCUUUGCCUUUUAAGGAUCUAAGAUCUUACGAUCUUCCUUAGACAGUUCAUUGAUCGCCUUUUAUUUAACUUCGAUUUUUUAUUUUAAUAUUUCAAUUAAAAUUCAACUUUGCUGGUGGAGCUGGUGUUGUGUCCGAACUAGGGCUCGGAAUCAAACUCGAAUAAUUCGAGUAUUUGAAUAUUCAAAAAGCGAAUAAUUAUGUAUAGUCAUAACUCGAAUAUUCGACACAAUUAUACACCAACAUUAUCAAACUCACAAGGUGCAAAUAUUUUUAUAUGCACUUUGUAUACUUUUAUAAAAUAAAUGAUUCAUAUUCUUCAAGCAUUUAAACAAAUACCCAUAUAUUUACAAGCAAAUGAAAAUAAUCAUAUUUACUCUCCUGCAAAUGAAUAUAAAAAAGUUGCGAACAUUUCUUUAGAAUUAAGUUUUGUUAAAUUUCUUUCUCAUAAAGCCAGUUGGCCUUUUCAAUUUGUAUUUUGUUACAGCCCGUUGGCUAUUUUUGGUAAAACUUUUUGGAUUUCGCAUGAUUUCCGGUUUUCAAUGCCCUACAGUCCUUUCUCAACCGUCCGCUUUGUUUACCUAUGAUGAUAGCAAACGCCCAUAGAGGUACAAGGCUCUGAGGUGACAAAGCUAUUAUUUUCUGGAAACCGAGUUGAAAACAAAGUCACUUGAAGAACUACGGAAGAGCAACGGCCAUAGGAAGUCCUAAUUUUGUCCAAACCUUCUUUUCAGCAGUGUUUCUCCUGAAGUGAAGGAUGACCGUAGUGCGGCCGAAUGAAACAUCGUAAAGGGGUGGCCCUGAAAAUCCCCCUAGCACAAAAGUGUUUACAUGUAAGACUUUCAUAAAAAAGCAAGAAUGAAAUGUCCGCGGUCAUCGGACACCCCAUUUACGGGGCAUUAAGUAAAUGUCGCAACGACCGGAAACGCCUCUGGUGGUGACCAGCUCCACAGGACAAAAACAUUAUCAAACAAGGAUCUUCUACAGAUUCCAGCCGAACCUUGUUGGAAAUAACGAACUGUGUGGGCUAUUCUACGGUUUUAUUGGCAAUGUCGUCACCCUUCAGAGAUGUUCGUGGUUUCCGAUGUGAGUGCCGCGUCCAGACCUAACGAGCCAAGCACAAGCCGAGCCGGCGCAGCGUCAAAAUUCCUUUGAUGUUUCGUCAAAACACCGACAGACGAUCCGCUUUAUGUCGGUGUUUGCGAGUUUUUCUAAGCAGAUACCCGACCUGGAAUAUAUACGUUGUAACACUCCCCAUAGGCACGAUCUCUUGCACUUUAAUGUUGCCCUGUCUCAACUUAUUAGGAACCGAUUACA